ACGUCUCUCUCUAUCCGGUCAGAGAAAAACAAAAAUUCGGCGGCACCAAUCAGGGAACGAGACCGCACCGUCGCAGAGGAUCCGGCGCCGCAGCUUCGUCUUUUGACUCGCUGCUUAUUUAUGCCGCUCCGCUCGGGGAGCGUGCCGCGGCUUUGAACCUGGUUUCUCUGUCGCCCAUCCUGCGGCUGCCACCACCACCACCGUCCGUCCGUCUCCACAUUCACUCGUCAGCUCCGCUCCGGCUCCGCGUAGGAAGAAGGAUGGAGAAGGCUCUCACCAAGCUCAGCAGCUUCACCAUCCCCCGGAAGGCCAAGCAGGAGCUCUCCGCCAUCGGCGGCGACAUCUCGCGUCUCUCUAGCACCGUGGAGGAGAAGGCGAAAUGGGUCUUCGAUAAGCUCAAAGGCAAACCAAACAAGUCACUCUCUGAUCUCCUGCGCGAGUAUAACCUCCCCCCGGGCCUCUUCCCUCAGAAUAUCAUCUGCUAUGAAUACGAUCAAACAAGCUCGAAGCUUGUGGUCCACCUGGCCAAGCCCUGCGAGGUGAGCUUCAAGGAUUCCUCCAUGAUAAGGUUCGCUCCUCGUGUCAAGGCAACUCUGUCCCGAGGGAAGCUUUCCGGGAUCGAAGGCAUGAAGACCAAGGUGGUCGUGUGGGUGAAGGUGACCAGCGUAAACUUGGAGAGCUUCAGGUCAGACAAGGUGUGCUUCAUAGCUGGCGUGAAGAAGCUGAGGCAGAAGGAUGCUUAUGAGAUGCCCCGAGAAGCCAUCUCGGUAGGGGAGUUCUGAGCUUGAGCUUGAUCUGAUGAUACAUCUUAUCCAUCAUUCUUGCCAUUAUUUUCAGUCCCAUGUGGUGUGUGAUUCCUGAGGAAAUGUUUGAGAUUUAGUGUGCUGGGGUUCAGCGUAUCUGUAUAUUGGAAAACAUGGAGAAUUUGUUCUUCCCGACAAAAGACGCCCAUGCAUGUUCCCUGAUCAGUCCUUCACAUGCAUGGUGUCCCAGUAAUGUGAACAUUUAGCAUGUGUUCUGCCUUUUGCAUUGCUUGUGUCUAGGGGACUUACCGUGUUGUAUGGUACUGCAUGUGGCGGCUGGUGGCUGCUGGAGUACUUCCUUCUGCCG
Brachypodium distachyon (stiff brome) is the source of this 1110-nucleotide messenger RNA. RefSeq lists its product as uncharacterized. The transcript is spliced from 3 exons. Bases 261 to 782 code for a protein of 173 amino acids. Lineage: Eukaryota; Viridiplantae; Streptophyta; Magnoliopsida; Poales; Poaceae. The record is from RefSeq and is a predicted model, not a curated record.